This is a messenger RNA of Pungitius pungitius (ninespine stickleback), 2762 nucleotides long. RefSeq names its product UDP-glucuronosyltransferase 2C1-like. Lineage: Eukaryota; Metazoa; Chordata; Actinopteri; Perciformes; Gasterosteidae. The transcript has 2 exons. The record is from RefSeq and is a predicted model, not a curated record. The coding region runs from base 753 to 2345 and encodes 530 amino acids. Gene Ontology annotation, molecular function: UDP-glycosyltransferase activity.
AAAAUUCCGAACAGAUUUCCCACAGGGAGUAAAAGGAAGAUUUUGUACUGACAGUGCUUUCCCUUAGAUCUUAGGGUUUUGCAAAUUCACCACGCACCACUGACGUGACUGCUAUUCACGAAUAGACCAGUGGUUCCAGACAGAAGAAGUAGAAUUGACAGAAAUACCUUUGUAGUUUGCAUUUGUUCACAGUUGUGUGCCUGAUUUCUGAUAAAAGACUCAUAAACAAAAGGAAAACCAUUACACCCAAGCACUGUAGACAACGACGCGGCAUGCACAGCUACUCGUAGCGCAUCCACAAGGUGGCUCUAUGGGGCCACAUUGGCUACCUACACUAAAUCCCAGUUAGCAGCGAUUAACUAUCAGGACAUGUAGUUAUAUAAUGUGAGUCCACAGGUAGGACAUCAAUGUCUAAAUAUGAAAAAAUACUGACUUCUGGACAUAACUUGACUAAGCUCACAGACAUUAUACAUGAAUUCAGCAAUAAAGUGGGUUUGAGGAGAUGGAAGAUACCACUCCGGGAGGGGGGGGGGGCAUGGAGCAUACCACUCUAAGAGGGGACAAGUCCAAGUGCUAUGGCCUUUAUGGCAGAGAGGUACAAAAAAGGGUCUCCACUCAUUUUCUGCAGAAAAGCCCCAAGAGAACACUAUCGAUAAUCCACUUAUGUAAGCAGCCCUGGAAUUUAUAGUUAAGCAUUCAAGGAUUUGUUUUCGUGUUUCACACCGACAUCUGAGUUCAAGUGGAGGUCAAAAAUGCCCCCCCACAGAUAUGCAACUUCUCUUCUCCUCAUAUCUAUCAUACUGUUGUCACGGAGAAUAUGCCACGGACGAAAGAUUUUGAUUUUUCCUUUAGAGGGAAGCCACUGGGUCAACAUGGACAUCAUGGUCAAAGCUCUCCACUCUCGAGGACACUCUGUUGAUGUGGUCCGAACCGAUAAGAGCUGGUACAUCCAGGAGGACUCCCCGCAUUACAAGACAAUCACAGUUCCUGUUACCGAAGCAUUUAAUCCUGACUUCAUCAACCCGAUCCUGAAAAAGAUCAUUGACAUAGAAAGAGGGGAGAGCUCGAUUUGGAGCUUUGCGAGUUUGCAGGCUGAGAUGUUUUCUGCAAUGUUCAACGUGCAUAGAAUGAUGUGCAAAAUGGCCACUGACAUGUUUGAAGAUAAGGACUUAAUGAAGACUUUAAAGGACAGAAAAUAUGAUCUGGUCUUAACCGAUCCUGCGUGGGGAGCAGGAAUAUUGUUGGCUCAUGCUCUUAGGCUGCCUCUGGUCUACAAUGUGCGGUGGAUAACUAGCGGAGAGGGACAUAUGGCAAUUGCACCUUCUCCCUUAUCUUACAUCCCAUUGACCGGCUCUGGACUAUCCGACAAAAUGACUUUCAAUCAAAGGGUUAAAAAUUACCUCUUCUCUCUCAUUUGGUUAGCUCAAGAUGUAUUUCUCGUUCGUCCACAGUAUCAAGCUUUUUGUGCCAAGUUCUUUAGCCCAGAGGUCAGAUAUAUUGACUUACUGCACGGGGCAGACCUGUGGCUGAUGAGAGUGAACUUUGUGUUUGAGUUCCCUCGGCCCACCAUGCCUAAUGUUGUCUACAUGGGAGGCUUCCAGUGUAAACCUGCCGAACCUCUCCCUGAACACUUUGAGGAGUUUGUACAGAGUUCUGGAGAACACGGGGUCAUCAUCAUGUCUCUGGGGACUUUUGUGAGCGAGCUUCCUGCUGAUAUAUCAAAUGAGAUGGCUGCAGCUUUCGCUAAAUUACCUCAGAAAGUCAUCUGGAGGCACAAAGGGGUCAGACCGGCCACUCUGGGGAACAACACCCUGCUUGUGGACUGGAUGCCACAGAAAGACCUUUUAGGACACCCCAAGAUAAAACUGUUUGUGGCUCACGGAGGAACCAACGGAGUUCAAGAAGCUAUUUAUCAUGGAGUCCCAGUAGUAGGUCUGCCUCUGUUUUACGACCAAUACGACAACCUUCUGCGCCUGCAAGAAAGAGGGGCGGCUAAGAUUCUUUCUUUAGCCACGGUGGACAAAGGCAACAACUUACUGAACGCCAUUCAGGAGGUGUUGAAUGAUCCCUCCUACAGGAAGAACAUGCAGAGGCUCUCCAGGCUGCACAGAGAUCAGCCCAUGAAGCCGCUGGAUACCGCCCUCUUCUGGAUAGAGUUUGUCAUGAGGCACAAAGGUGCAGCUCACCUGAGAACAGAGUCCUACAGGAUGCCCUGGUACUCCUACCACUCUGUGGAUGUGAUGCUAUUUUUACUAACAAUAGCAGUGGUUGCUUUGCUAUUUGUUGCUUGGUUACUGUGGUCUUGCUUUAGAUUGUGUUGUAAAAUAAAAGUGAAAUUGGACUAAACGGGAAAGAAGAUAAAUGUCUGUGACAGGCUGCCCUGGUACUCCCAUCACUCUGCUGAAAUGGUUUCGUUCUUUCUGGCUGCUGUUGUUGUUUUUCUUCGUCUUUUUCGGAUUUAGUCUAUUGAGAAGAGUUUGAAAAGAAAAAACAAUUAAAUAAAUGGAAAAACACAUCUUAACAAGUACAUCUUUAUUAAAAAAUUGAAAACAUAUCCAUUGUAAGGAAUUUGAUUAAUUGAAAAGAAUUAAACAAAAAUGAAACUUAAAAACAGUUAUGGACUAUUUAGUCCAGCAGGGAUUAUGCAGGUGUUAUGUUUUCCUUUCAAGGGCAAUGCUCUGGUAUUAAAGGUGACCUCACAUGUUCAAAAUAUAAAAUUCCAGCAAAAGACAGUCACCACGGCUCAAAAUUAAGUCCACUAU